UUCCCCCUAUUUUAUAUUAAUUACGGAAAAUAGGAAUUUGAUUAUCACACUCAUAUUUGGCGGAAAACCUAAUUUUGACGCAGAUUUUACUGAUUAGAUUAAUUAUUAUGGACAAAAAGUUAAGAAAAGAUAAAAAAGAAAGAAAAAAAGAAAGGAAGGAUAAGAAUCAAAAUAAUUCUUCCGAAAAUCGAGAGUUUAUUUUCCAGACAAAACACGAAUUAUCUGAGGAGGAUAUUAGACAAAAAACAAAAGAUUAUAAUAUUAAGUUAGACCAAAAUCCUCAUGAUAUUAGUUUAUGGCUUGAGUUCAUUGCAUUUCAAGAUAAAGCUAUGCAAUUUAGUGUUACUUCAAAAAAAUCAGAUUCUACAAAAACAAGUAUAAAUGAAGUUAAAUUAAGUAUAUUUGAUAAAGCCUUACAAUUAAACCCCAAAAAUUCUUGGCUACUUGUUGAAUACUUAAAAUGUUGCGAACAAAUUUAUGAUGUUCCAAAAUUACUUACCAAAUGGGAUCAAAUUUUAACUGAAAAUCCUGGUGAUAUAAUACUUUGGAUGCAAUAUAUAGACUUUAGACAAACAAAUCUUGUUUCUUUUAGUGUUGCUCAAUGUUUACAAGUGUUUGAAGAUUGUUUACACGUAUUACGUAAAUCUGUAGUGGUUGCUACUGAUUAUAAUGAGAAGCUUCGGAUCGAGAGAAUCAUGAUUCACGUGUUUCAACGCGCAUGCGUCUUUAUCUUACAAUCAGGAUAUUCUGAAAGAGCGUACGCAUGUUGGCAAGCGAUGAUUGAACUUAUCUUUUUCGCACCGGAUCAUUUACGUCAACAAACCUUUUACGAUCGUGUCACAGCUUUAGAAAUUUUCUGGGAGGAGGAAUGGCCAAGAUUUGGUGAAGAUGAUGCUAAAGGAUGGGCAUAUUAUGCUGAACAUGGUGAUAAUGAGAUGCAUGUUACUCUCACGCCACCAAAUCCUGUAAAUGUUUCUAAUUUACAUGGUGACGCGUAUGAAAAAUGGGCAAAGGCUGAAGGAAUGCAUGAUGGACAAUUACUUUCAAUAAGAACAGGUACCGGAGGUGAUGAUGAUAUCAAUGUAGACGAUCCGUAUCGGAUUAUAAUAUUUGAUGAUAUCCGAACUUUCUUAUUUGAUAUCACAUUCCCUCAGUCUUAUAUAGAACUUCUUUACGCUUGUUUCUCAUUUGUUGGGUUAACGUUUAAUCCUGGAUAUUCAUCGUCAAAUCCGUUGAUUACGGAUGCAUUCUUGAAUACCAAACUUGUGGACGAAUCAAUUGCGAAUAAUAGUUUUUGGGUGACGGAUAAUAGCUUAUUCAAGUUACCCAUUAAGUCGUUUCCUCAAAUUGAAGAUAAUUUAUUCAAGUCACAAAGUUGGUUUUGUAUUUGUGAUGAAGUUGAUGUUAUAAAUGUCGAUAUGAUAUUUGCAAGGAACGCGUUUUAUCAGUUAAGGCAAGUUGUGAAUGACACGGGGAUAAAGUUGUGCCGUCUUGCUGUAGAACAUUUGUAUGAUAUAUCGAGUGGUCGAUCACUUGCGAAGAGUAUGUUAAAGCGAGAAAAGAUGAAUCUUGCACUUUGGAAUGGAUAUGCACAAAUCGAGCGAUCAUCAAAUAAAUAUACAGAAGCACGUAAAGUGUAUCUUGGUGCCAUUGCACAAAUUCGUUCAUAUCCCGAACAAUUUCAAAUUGAUGCUCCAUUGUUACAUAGAAUGUUUUCUGAAAUGGAAUUAGAACAAGGACAUUAUAAAACUGCUAUGAAUGUUUUAGUGUUGCUAACCGAGGAGCAAGGAAAUAUAGAAUCAGUAGCAGAGAUCGAUGUUUCUGUAACGAGAUUGUUAAAAGCGAGAAAGUAUUAUACACAACAAAUGGCAAGGUCAACAACAACCAUAUCACAAUAUGAAUCAGGAAAUUCGUUACAUUAUUGCGUUUGCUAUGCAUUGUUGGAAUGUCUUAGCCAGAAUUUACAACAAGCUAGCAAGAUAUUUGAAGAAAUGAUACAGGAUAUAGAAAUGAGAAAGGGUUAUUUGGAUUUGGAGGCUGAAUUAAUUUUCAUGACUUACGUAAAAUUAAUCUAUCAGUACCUAAAUUAUAUCGCUAGCAAUAAUAGUUCAACGUCAUCAAAUGAUAUAUCAGGGACAUUAUUUCAAGAUGUGUUAACAAGAGCUAUAAAAGCUUUUCCUAAUAAUACAAUAUUUUUAUCAAUGUAUUUUCAUCAAGAAAUUCGCGGAAGUAUAUCAGUUGGAUUGAAUUCGGUUUUAGAAGAAAUUUUACAAAAGAGUCCGAGUCACAUUAUAUGGACCUUUGUUUUAUAUUCGGAACUAUGUCGACAACCUUUUAAUGUUAAACGAGUAAGAUCAUUAUUUGAUCGAGCACUUGAAAGUUCAAAAACAAAGAGUUCAAUUUCAUUAUGGACUUUGUAUAUAAACUUUGAGAUGACUUAUGGUAGACAUGAUAUAGCCAAAACUUUAUAUUAUAGAGCCGUAAGAGAGUGUCCAUGGUCAAAAGAUCUUUAUAUGAUGGCAUUUAAAAAAUUACGUAAUUUAUUUACUAUAGAUGAAUUAGAAGAAGCUAUGAACGUAUUAUAUGAAAAAGAAAUUAGAUUAAGAGUUUCUAUCGAUAGAUUUGAUGAUAAAAAACAAGAAAUAAUUGAGCGAAUAUAAUAGUACGUUAAGUGAUAUAUUAAUUUAUAGACUAAUAAAAAAGCAUUUUUUAAUGUCAUAAAAAUGUAAUUAAUUAUUCUUUUUUAAAAAUUUUCAAUAAACG
Molecule: messenger RNA, 2763 nt
Organism: Rhizophagus irregularis DAOM 181602=DAOM 197198
Lineage: Eukaryota; Fungi; Glomeromycota; Glomeromycetes; Glomerales; Glomeraceae
Source: RefSeq, a predicted model, not a curated record